Molecule: messenger RNA, 275 nt
Organism: Staurois parvus
Lineage: Eukaryota; Metazoa; Chordata; Amphibia; Anura; Ranidae
Source: the annotation of a GenBank genome assembly
UAAGCCCGGGCUGUGCUUUCACCAGGGCCCCUGAUGGUGGGGAUGGACUUGAAACAGUCCCCGGGCCAGGUCACGACCUCCGAGCAGGCCCACCAGUGGCUGAGGAGACCUUUGGGGACAGGUACCGGGAGAGCCAGAUAUAAAGAGGAUGGCGGCCCCCAGCAGGGUAGUAACGGAUCGUGGGCCCGCGAAGAGUAGUCGGGUCACACGCAGGGUCAGCAGGGAAGUCAGUCCGUAGAAUGGUCAGGGCAAUCCGGGUCAAACGCAGGAGCAGG